Messenger RNA from Synchiropus splendidus (mandarinfish), 1239 nucleotides. RefSeq names its product urokinase plasminogen activator surface receptor-like. Lineage: Eukaryota; Metazoa; Chordata; Actinopteri; Syngnathiformes; Callionymidae. The transcript has 5 exons. The record is from RefSeq and is a predicted model, not a curated record. Bases 199 to 783 code for a protein of 194 amino acids.
GUUUGAUUUGAGUGAACUUCCUCCACAGAAAGUGGAGAUGCAACAUAUCAUGCUCUACACGAAGCAUCAGACGCUAGACCCCAGUGACUUCUCCCUACUAUGGGAUCGUGAUGGGAGGAACAGGAGGAGAGCCCUCCCUCUCCUCCUCCUCUGUAUUCAAACCUGGAUCUGACCUGAGUUCCAGUCUCACAUCUCAACAUGUAUCUUCUCCUGGUGAUCGUGGGAGCCGGGCUUCUCUCUCCAGCCCAGAGCCUCAGCUGCUACUACUGCUCGCUGGGGGGCUCGUCCAUCUGCAUGAGCAUGACCCGAGAGUGCCCCUCUCCACGCCACCAGUGCGCCGCCGUGAUCAAGCUCAUCGACACUGGUUCUUCACACAUAAUAGACCUGCAUGAACGAACCUGCGCUCUGCCGGAGCAGUGCACUGAGAUGUCAAUCAACUAUGGCAAAGCCAGGAAGGCUGUCAACGUGCAGUGCUGCAGCACAGACCUCUGCAACAACCAAAUGGCAGCGAACCCCAGCAACAUCAGCCUGAAUGGUCGGAAAUGCUACCGCUGUGUUGGCCAAUAUUGUGACAUCACUAUGGACUGUCUGGGCUCUGAGGACUCCUGCUUCACCUUCACAGCCAGGUCCGGGGCUGUGACUCUCAAGGGCUGUGCCUCCAAGCUGGCGUGUGACCCUGUCGCCGGGUCAUUUCUGCUGAGAAAGCAUGGGGAAAAUGACACCAUGGAGUGCUGUCAGGAGGACUUCUGCAACAGCUCUCCUGCAGGUUCCUCUGCUGACUAAGCAGUUUCAGUGCCCCAACUCUUUCACCUUUGUGUCUAACUGCACCUUUGAUCUUGCGACAACGAUUGGGAUCAGCUCACUCACUUUGGUCGCUGCAUCGAAACCUGCCGUUGCAGGUUUUUGAUUUGCACCAAGCAUUUAAAAGCAGAGACAACAGGUCACGACGUGUCCAGUUGACAUGUUAGAGUUUUAUCGACUGAACAGCUUCAGACAAGUCGAAUGCUGUCCUCCGCUGUCACUUUACUUCUGCUGUUCUUCUCCUGCUUCGCAACAUUGGAAACACUCAAGAGAAUUGACAAUUUGGAGCGAAGGAUUCCCUGAAGAGCCACAACUUUUCAGUCAGUUGGACCUCACAAGACAUGAAAACAUGAUUGAUUAUUAUUUCAUUUUAUUUUUUACCCUUUACUCUAGAAGCAUAUUGCAUUCACUUGAAUAAAAAAAGUCUGAGUUUGUUUA